CGCAGUCGAUUCAGUCAAUGCUCCGCGUCCAACCGAUCAAGUUGCUUUUGAAAGGGGAUCCGAAAUAUCCCCAGUGGAAAUUCUCGUGUGUGCAUCUUGCCUAGGAUUUCGCAGUUGUCAUUUCCCCCCGCAACGUUUAUAAAUACCACAGUCACACGUCGAAGUGCAAUUAAUACAACGCGGUAGAGGAAACAGUUUAUACCGAAUUAUUUUAAUUCGCCGAGAAGCAUUUUCUUGCACGUGGGAUAUCAUUAGUAGCCUGCAGGUAUGGCUGAAGCCCAUGCCGCCGUGGCAUUCUCGUUUGCCAUCACCCACGAGGGCUUCGACAUCAACUAUGACCACGAGGUGCUCAACUUGGUGUGGAAUUCAGGAAUUCGCUCCUGGAAAAAGCGUUUGGGACGCGCCAGGAACGGCGUACGCAAUGGCGUCUAUCCGGCCCACAUCCAGAGCCUCUGGCUGAUCUCGGCUAUUGCACUGGGUCUGCACUUUGCGGGCUACCAGGCUCCGUUUAACCUGACCAACCGGAUACUGGUGCACCUGCCCUCCAACACAAUAAACUGGCAGGUGGCUGCCUGCUUUCUGGCCGCUCUGGUGGUCUGGCUCUCGAUUUGCUUCACGAUGAGGUACACCCUCAAGUUGCUGCUCAUGUACAAGGGCUGGAUGUACGAGUCCAGAGCGCCUGGCAGUCGAGUCUCCCUGCCCACCAUGCUGUGGGUGGCAGUGGUGCGGGUACUCUCCAGUUGGAACAAGCCGGGCCUGUACAGCUUCCAGGGAUCCCUGCCCAGGCUGCCGCUGCCCUCCGUCAGUGACACGAUGACCAGGUACCUGCGGAGUGUUCGUCCGUUGCUGGACGAUGAUAACUACACGCGCAUGGAGCGACUGGCCAAGGAGUUCGAGCAGAACAUCGGCAAGAAGCUGCAGUGGUACCUCAUCCUCAAGAGCUGGUGGUCCACCAACUACGUGUCCGAUUGGUGGGAGGAGUACGUCUACCUGCGUGGUCGCAGCCCCCUGUGCGUGAACAGCAACUUCUACGGCACGGAUGCGAUCUUCAUGAACCUCACCGAUAAGCAGGCGGCGCGAGCGGCCAAUGUGAUCUCCCUGCUGCUCAACUUCCGUCGCCUGAUCGAGCACCAGGAACUACAGCCUAUCAUGGUUCAGGGCAUGAUUCCCCUGUGCUCUUGGCAGUACGAACGUACCUUCAACACGGCUCGUGUGCCCGGCCUGGAAACCGAUCGCAUCAUUCACUACAGGGACUCCAACCACAUUGUCGUGCUGCACAAGGGAUGCUAUUACAAGAUGCCCAUCUACUACAAGGGUCGCAUCCUGCGUCCUUGCGAGCUGCAAGUGCAAAUUGAGGAAAUCCUUAAGGGAAAGGCCACUCCCGUGGAAGGCGAGGAGCACUUGGCUGCCCUGACCGCCUGGAAUCGCUCCAAGUGGGCGGAGGCCCGCAACACAUUCUUCUCGAGGGGCGCCAACCACAUCUCCCUGCGAACCAUCGAGUCGGCUGCCUUCGUGCUCUCCCUGGACGAUGAGCCCUUCGAGUUCGACCUGGCGCGUCCGGAGCUCCUGGACAACUUUGGCAAGAAGCUGCUCCACGGCAAUGGCUACAACCGCUGGUUCGACAAGUGCUUCACCGUCUGUGUGGGCACCAAUGGACGUGUUGGCUUCAAUGCCGAGCACACCUGGUCCGACGCCGCCAUCGCCUCACACAUGUGGGAGAACCUGAUCGUCGAUGAUCUUGUAUCGGAGGGAUACGAUGAAUCUGGCAACACCAAGGGCACCCCCGAGUUCCAGCCACCCACACCAACCAGGCUCACCUGGGAUCUUAAGCCCUGCCUGCCGCAGAUCGAAGAGGCCACCAUCGACGUGACCAAGCUAAUCAACGAGGUGAACCUGCGCAUCCUGGUCCACCAGGAGUACGGAAAGGGCUUUAUGAAGAAGUGCCGCAUCUCACCGGAUGCCUACAUCCAAAUGGCCCUGCAGUUGGCCUACUAUCGGGAUGCCGGUCGCUUCUCGCUGACCUACGAGGCCUCCAUGACGCGUCUUUUCCGGGAAGGAAGAACAGAGACGGUCCGUCCCUGCACCAUUGAGUCAUCCGCCUGGGUUAAGGCCAUGCAGAAUCCCAACACAACCAACGAUGAGCGCGUGAAGAUGCUUCAGGAUGCCUGCGAUCGCCACCAGCUGGGCUACCAGGAUGCCAUGUGCGGCCGCGGGAUUGACAGGCAUCUGUUCUGCCUCUAUGUCGUUUCCAAGUACCUGGAGGUGGACUCUCCCUUCCUCAACGAGGUGCUCAGCGAGCCCUGGCGCCUGUCCACUAGUCAGACUCCGCACGGCCAGACGCCGAAGAUGGAUUUGAAGAAGCAUCCGAACUGCAUCAGCGCUGGCGGCGGCUUUGGACCCGUGGCCGAUGAUGGAUAUGGUGUGUCGUACAUCAUUGCCGGAGAGAACCUGAUAUUCUUCCAUAUCUCAGCGAAGACUACGUGCCAGCAAACGGAUGUGCAUCGCUUCGCGGAGAACAUCUCGCAGGCUCUGUCCGACAUUCGCAGCAUGUUCGAGCAGCACAUGAAGGACCAUCCGAAGCCCGCCAAAUCACUCACAAACGGCACCUCCACAUAAUCCAUGUAGUCGAGAUUCUUGUUAGCAUUUGUUUUAUCCCUUCUAGUUGAUCGUUUUAAACACAUCUUAAACAUCCGUCUAGUGUAAGCUCCAAAUUAAGUGCAAAAGUCGUCGAGAGAGUUAGACAUAAACAAUGCAAUUUUUUAUAAACAAUUGUGACUUGGCUGAUUUUAAGAUUUAGUCGUUAGGUACUUUUGCACAAUAUUUGAUGUUUCUCAAUCAAUUAGUUUGUAAUCGAAGAAAUCGUGUAAACUUAAGUGCUAUAAAUAUAUUUCAUUUUAAGCGUA
This is a messenger RNA of Drosophila takahashii, 2903 nucleotides long. RefSeq names its product carnitine O-palmitoyltransferase whd (gene whd). Gene Ontology annotation, biological process: carnitine metabolic process; fatty acid metabolic process. NCBI's taxonomy places the organism in Eukaryota, Metazoa, Arthropoda, Insecta, Diptera, Drosophilidae. Gene Ontology annotation, molecular function: carnitine O-palmitoyltransferase activity. Gene Ontology annotation, cellular component: mitochondrion. The record is from RefSeq and is a predicted model, not a curated record.